AUCACUCAACCUCUCUCAAAUGGUAUGGCUUCGAGACAAUCACAGCCGUCGAGUCGGCAAUUCCUUGAUCUUCCUCUGAAGCUCUGCCAUCCGCCAUAAUGCCUAAACCGAUCAAACUUGCCGUAGCGCAAUCGCAUACCCUCGAUACCACUUCAGCAACUCUUGCUGCGCUCGAAUCCACUGCCACCCUUGCAGCACGACGCGGAGCACAUCUCGUCCUCUUCCCGGAGGCUUACAUCGGCGGCUACCCACGGGGCUGCAACUUCGGCGCCGCGAUAGGCGCACGAGACCCGAAUGGCCGCGAACAAUUCUUGCACUACUACCGGGCGGCCGUCGAUCUCGGCGACACUCCACAAGGUGCGGGGGGCAACUGGAUAGAUCGAAAGCUGCCGUUGGCCAAAGGAGAGAGUCACCGCGGCGAUGGCACCCGGGAAGAUCUGGAAAGGAUCGCGAAGGAGUCGGGUGUCUUCGUCGUGACUGGCCUGAUUGAAAGAGCUGGUGGAAGUCUCUAUUGUGCCGUUGUCUACGUGGACCCCGAGCAUGGUGUUCUCGGGAAGCGCCGUAAGGUCAUGCCAACGGGCACUGAGCGGCUGGUAUGGGCUCAGGGUAGCGCAAGCACACUCAGAGCCGUGACAGCAACUCUGAACGGCGUCAAGGUCACCUUGGCUGCAGCCAUUUGCUGGGAGAAUUAUAUGCCGCUGCUCCGACACAGUCUGUAUUCGCAGAAUGUCAAUAUCUACCUUUCACCGACAGCAGACGGUCGAGAUACUUGGCUGCCGUUGAUGCGAACCGUGGCGUUUGAAGGCCGGACCUUCGUGUUGAGCGCCAACCAAUGCAUGAGGCGCAAACAUUUGCCCAACUGGAUCGGCGGAUCUACUCCUACGCCAGCCAAACCUCAAGCACUAUCUCCCACUCAGCCGAUAAGAGGCCAAAGGAGAAGAUCAACGGUCACAAAGACUCCCGAUGGUUUCGAGAUCUGCUGGCCAUUGGACGACAAAGAGAAAAGCGGAAACAAAGAAGCGGAAACCGCCGAUCCGGUGAGCAAUGGAAAUCAUGAGACUGACAACGCCCCGGUAUCCCCAUCUACCACCAGCGAUCACCCAGGCGGUAAACGACGAAAGUCAAUUGUUAUCGAGACUCCGGAUCACAACGAGAUAUGUUGGCCUGCGCCAGAACCUCAUGCUCGCGCAACAUCCCCUGCAAGCAGCCACCGGGCUAUUACCUUCACUAACUCGUUCGACAAUGCUAUACAUGAUGAGGACGAGGAGAUCAUGUCCCGAGGUGGAUCAUGCAUCAUCUCCCCGCUCGGCGAGGUCCUCGCUGGUCCGCUUUGGGAUGUCGAUUCCGGAGAGAAUAGUCUUCUUAUCGUCGAGAUUGACUUGGAGGACUGUGACCGCGGCAGACUUGAUCUUGAUGUCGCAGGGCACUAUUCGCGGAGUGACGCGUUCAAACUGACGGUAGAGGGUCUCGACUUGAAUCCUCCUCCCUGAUGAUCUCAGACUAGCGGAGGGACAACACGGAUGAAACAAUUGGGUCACACCACGAUGAACAAAUUGCGAUGGUUAUGGGGCUUGUAGUAUUUUUUAGCUCAGUGUAUGAAAUCGAUUGAAAGGUUUGACUGCUACUGUAGCGAUCCGUUAAGUCAAUGGCCGAGUCUGGUUAUGCUAACAAGGCUGAAGGAAAUCGAAAUUGUCUUUUUGUCAUUCUGUUGACAACAUUACGCGAGGUAUCUCCUUUGUAGCCAGCCCUCCUUUGUGGCAUAACAAUCCAAUUGUUUUUCCACAAUGCAACCAUCAUUCUUUGUCCGUCAGAACAUAGUUGUGAGAUAAAUAUUCCUCGCUCCACGCCAUCAACCCCAGGUUUUUCUCAUCAGCACACUCCCCUGUUCUC
Molecule: messenger RNA, 1890 nt
Organism: Eremomyces bilateralis CBS 781.70
Lineage: Eukaryota; Fungi; Ascomycota; Dothideomycetes; Eremomycetales; Eremomycetaceae
Product: nitrilase
Exons: 1
Coding region: 99-1490 (463 amino acids)
Molecular function (GO): catalytic activity
Source: RefSeq, a predicted model, not a curated record